Molecule: messenger RNA, 423 nt
Organism: Prorocentrum cordatum
Lineage: Eukaryota; Dinophyceae; Prorocentrales; Prorocentraceae
Source: the annotation of a GenBank genome assembly
AUGGUCAUGGGUGGCCUCGUUCCGUCGAUGUGGGAGAUCCCUAUGGAAGACGACGUGGACGCGCCGCUUCAGGACGUGCCCGCGCGCCGCCUCUGGUCCCCCCCGGCGGAGCAGCAGGCGCCCGAGCCCAGCCCCGCGCCGGAGGCGAGCCCGCCGGUCGCAGCGAUCGCAGUGGUCUCGGCGCCGUCGGCGCCAGCGUCCGCGCCGCCCCCUGGGCGCUUCCAGCGCAAGGUCGCCAGCGCGCCCUCGCACAAGCGCAGGCCGCCGCCGCUGACGUGCCUGGAGGCUGGGUCCCCCGCGCUGCAGCCGCAGACUGCGGCCGCGCUGCCGUCCUUUGCUGCCACGUGGCACGGAUCGACAGCGGCUCCAACACAGCCGCAGACGGCACCAGCGGCGACCUGCAUGCAUUCUCCAACAGCAAGC